GAUGAAGUUUAUAAUUUGUCUAAUCCUGAGAGCAGAGGCCACUUGUGGAAGAAUCCCACAAUUGGAAACAUAUUUUCAAAGAUUGAAUACAGCAAUCUAAAAACUUUAAACAUGAAUUUUUCAAACAAUCAAUCUCAAGAAAGCAGUCUGGUACCAAAUGUAACCAACCCCCAAAAUGUUGAAAGUUUCAAACCAAACUUUAUAGUUUUCAACUAUAUGUUGAUCCUCCUUCUAGUAUCUAACCUUAGCUCAGCUGGUAUCCGGGGAUACAGGAGAUCCUUACCCUACCUACGCAUCAACAUCAUCCUUAUCCUCAACUACUACCUAGUCGAGACCUUCAACACAGCUGUCUCUAUUGUGACAUGUGCAGCAAUGGUUGGCUCCCUAACCUCUGUACCCUACUGGUGUGCUCUGCUGGUGGAGCUGGCUGUCACCUAUCUCAUUCAUCUAUCUGUGGGGAUAUCCAUGCUCAUCUCAGUUUGCAGGCUUCUCAUGAUCAUCAGGUUUGAUGACAUGAUUGAGUUUGAACAUGAAAGGUUCUCUCAGAGAGUGUUGGUUCUUCUCCUGGUCUUAUUCACAUUCAUCCUAGCUUUCCCAGCAUAUGUUGUAGCUUCCAAAGAAUUUAUUUCUCCUCAAGUUGCCUUCUACACUGGUUUGGCUGAAUGGUUUGUAAAACCCAAUCCCUACCUGGUUAGCUUUGGUGUUACAUCUCUUGUUUGCAUUCUUGCAACGGUAGGACCUUACUUCUACGGAAGAUACUACCUCAAGAAAUAUCACUCCAUCAGGAAAACCCUAAAAAAUCUAUAUAAUAAAGCUCUUCGUUCAUAUAUGUAAAUCUAUUUCUGUUUAAACGCCUGGUCAGAAUGGGCUGACUUUGUUUUGAGAAAACAAAUGGGUACCCGAGUGGUAACACAGACUAAAAACUUUUUUUUUCAAAAUUCAAAAUUUUUUUUCUUCAAAAAUCACUCCAGCGAGGGAGGGAAUGCAACCUCCACCACACAGCUUACGAACCUCAUUUUACCUUUUUACUGCAGUGACAGUCCCCCGAACAGUCUUCCGGUAAUGAUCUUCCAUUUAUAAUCGUCAAUUUCUACGUAAAUAGAUAAUUUAAGCACGGUAGUAAAAGUUGAAGGGACUGAAAGCUUUACAAAAUUUCAAAUAUCUCAAUGAAUUAAAAAUCAUCAAGUUCCGAACGUUAAAAGAGUUAGUAAGAAUGAACGAAAUGAUCCCAAUAUUUCUUCCGAACCUCAAGGUUUGGAAGCAAUAUGCCGCAAAUCAAAACAAACGCGAUUUCGAACAAAAUCUUCAAAGUUUUCGUUAUUCUAGCCAAAUCUUUGAUUGUAAAAAUUGUUUAAAUCAUCUAAUUAGUCCCAUUUUUAGAAAUUCACGAUUAUAAAUGGAAGAUCAUUCCAGGAAGACUGAUUGGGGGAGGUUGUAAAGCCCUAUGGGAACGAACACUGACGCAAAUAGGUUAAAUGAGGUUCGGAAGCUGUGCGGGGGAGGUUGCCUUUCCUCCCUACUCCAGUAAGCUUUUCACACAUUCUUUUUUAUUGUUUCGCUAUCACUGAAUGACAUAUUACUUUAAAAAAAGAUUUUUAUUUAUUUUUGAGGGAAUUUUUAUUGCGACUUAAUCGUUCAACAUAGUAACUUUAUCGACCUGGUAUUGAAAUUUAAAUAAAAAAGUAAAACUUUCAGAAAAGCUUUUCCGAACUUAAGAUACCCAUUCCAAUGACACAAAUAGAUAUAUUUAAUAUUCUACUGGGUUUAUAUCUCAGUUUUGAGUCAGAAAAGGUAGACUCAGCCAAGAACAUGUUCACCAUGAAAUCCGUUAUCAAAACAGUUUUUGUAACCAUCAUCCUCAUUAUUACACUACUAGUAAAUCUACAUCUAAACAGGUUAACUGAUCCAAGACGGUUGCCAUACAUUAUGAUGCUUAGUCAGACGGUGUUUUCUAUGUAUUUAGCCAACUUUGCGCACACAAUCCUAAAAUCAAAGAAUUCUGGAGACACAAAUUGUCCCAGAAAAAGACUAAUUCACAGGAAACUUUUUUGAAAAUCAAGUCACCUGUUUGACAGCUGAAACGAAAUCAAGUAGGUAUCCAGAAUAUUGCUUAAAGAUACAACAAUCGUGAGUGAAUUGACUUCCCAUUUUUAGAAUGGAUUGCCGAUU
Eurytemora carolleeae is the source of this 2169-nucleotide messenger RNA. RefSeq lists its product as uncharacterized. The record is from RefSeq and is a predicted model, not a curated record. Bases 112 to 834 code for a protein of 240 amino acids. The transcript is spliced from 5 exons. NCBI's taxonomy places the organism in Eukaryota, Metazoa, Arthropoda, Copepoda, Calanoida, Temoridae.